UGAGCAAUGCCUUUUGCUGUAUCGGCGCCAUUGUAGUUCUCCGGGGUGUGUCGCGAAUGGAACCGAAAGCCAACUAUUCUGGGACUAAAUCAAAUAAUGAGCGGGAAGGACAGGCCGAUAAAUUGUGAUAUGAGGGAAAUCAAAUGGUAUAGAUCAAUCCCUGCACACAGACAACUGUGAAGAAGUAGGUUGAGGAGGGGUUGUGUCUCUUAUCAAGAGUUUGGGUCUGUGACUCCGCAACUCCAAAGUCUCCAACUGCAGAUCACCGCUUGCAACCCCAAGCCGAACCCUCCGAACCGACUUAUCGACAACGCUUGAUUCGUACCACAGAUAUGGAGGAAAGCUCCGUCAUUGGAUCAAAGCACCGAGAGCCUAUAUCAUUCAAGACGAGGCAAGGUUGUAUCGUCUAUUUAACAGGCAAGACUGUCCAAUCUGUCGAACACGGCAAUGCUCCCCACUACGUCGCCUAUUCAUAAUGGGAGCCCUUAAAACGCUAUUAAUCGCCAACCGGGGCGAAAUUGCGGUUAGAAUCUUGAAAACAGCGAAAACGUUGAAUAUUCGAACCAUUGCUGUCUACACCGAACCUGAUGCAGCUUCCACUCAUGUCCACCUAGCAGACAAGGCAGUUCUUCUCUCCGGCUCGCCUUCGAAGGCGUACAUCGACGGUGAUCAAAUCAUCGAAAUCGCCAAACAAAAUCAUGUGGACGCGAUUAUUCCAGGCUAUGGAUUCCUGUCGGAGAAUUCAGACUUUGCCCGAGCUGCAGCUGCGGCUGGCAUGGUUUUCGCUGGUCCUUCGCCUGAGAGCAUUGAGGCAUUCGGUCUUAAACACACCGCACGCGACCUUGCCACAAAGGCCGGGGUACCCAUUGUACCUGGCUCACAAGGUCUAGUGACAAGUGAGGAUGAAGCGGUGACAAUAUCAAAGAAUCUAGGCUUCCCGGUCAUGCUAAAAGCUACGGCUGGUGGAGGUGGAAUGGGUCUGCUGACCUGCAACACCGAGAAAGAGGUUCGCGAGUCUUUUGCUACCGUCAGAUCUCGAGGAGAGGCUCUAUUUAAGAACGCCGGAAUGUUCAUUGAGCGUUAUUACCCCUCAAGCCAUCACAUCGAAGUUCAGGUCUUUGGCAACGGCAACGGCAAAGCUAUCGCUAUUGGUGAGCGUGAAUGCUCGAUUCAAAGACGCCACCAGAAAGUGAUUGAAGAAUGCCCAAGUCCCUUCGUGACCCGCAACCCCAGUCUGAGGCAGAAGCUGUGUGAUGCCGCAGUCAGUCUAGCAGAAUCAAUUGAGUACGGCUCAGCUGGGACAGUGGAGUACCUUGUUGAUGACGAAACCGGCGCGUUCUUCUUCCUCGAGAUGAACACUCGUCUGCAGGUCGAGCAUGGGAUCACAGAGCUAUGUUAUGGGGUCGACCUGGUAGAGCUCAUGUUGAAGCAGGCGGAGGCUCAGCUUUCGGGCAACAGAGGUCUAGAGGCAAAAUUCCUUGCUGGGAUUCCCGUGAAUGCCCCGUCAGGUGCAGCUAUCGAGGCCAGAGUCUAUGCCGAAAACCCGGUCAGAGAUUUCGUCCCAUGCCCUGGAACUCUACAGAGUGUUGAAUGGAAAGAGCUUCCAGGAGCUCGGAUCGAUACAUGGGUUUACAGGGGGGUGAAGAUAUCGGCGAACUACGACCCGCUGCUUGCAAAAGUCAUGUUUCAUGCACCAGACCGACAGCAGGCAAUUGAGGGAAUGAGGAAAACCUUACUUGAAUCGCGCAUCUGCGGUCCCCCAACGAAUCUGGAGUUCUUGGCUGAAAUACUUGCUGCCGAGAAAUUUGUCUCUGGAAACACACUGACAAAGUUCCUGGAGACUUUCGAGUAUAAUUUAUCAGCUAUUGAUGUUGUCUCGGGCGGUGCCUAUACACUUAUCGAAGAUUGGCCUGGUCGCCCGACCUUGGGACGAGGCUUCUGUCAUUCCGGACCGAUGGAUCCAUUCGCAUUUCGCAUUGCAAACGCCCUUGUUGGCAACUCAGCUGAAGUUGAGGCGUUGGAAAUCACACUGAGUGGGCCCGAGUUGCGAUUCCUAGGGCCAUCGAUUGUUUCUAUCUGCGGUGCAUCGGUUGAAGCCACACUGGAUGACAAGCCUAUCCGAAUGUGGUCAAGAAUUCAAGUUGCGGCGGGACAACGCUUGAAAAUCGGAAAGACCACCGGAAAUGGCUGCAGAGCCUAUCUUGCCAUAUUUGGGGGUUUCUUGAACGUUGCCCAAUGGUUCGGAUCCAAGUCCACUUCGCCAAUGGUUGGCGUAGGAGGCUACCAGGGUCGACAGCUUGCGCCUGGAGACCUUCUGUCCAUCACGAGUAAUAUCCCAGAGAUUCGCGGUGAGCUUUCUGUCCCAGAGCAUCUCAUUCCCAAAUACCCAGACAGCUGGGAGAUCAUGGCUAUGCCGGGGCCAUACGACGAGGGUUAUCUGACCCCGGAGAGUAUUGACAUGUUGUACGAAACGGACUGGAAAAUCUCCCACAACGCAGCCAGAGGUGGUAUUCGCCUGAUUGGCCCGAAACCCAAAUGGGCUCGUUCUGACGGAGGAGAGGGUGGUGCACAUCCAUCCAAUUUGAUUGAAUAUGGCUAUGCGAUAGGAUCCCUCAACUGGACGGGCGACGACCCUGUGAUUUUCCCUCAAGAUGGCCCAGACUUUGGUGGCUUCAUUACCAGCCACACGAUCGUAAAGGCCGACCUUUGGAAAUUGGGACAAGUCAAAGCUGGUGAUACUCUGAAAUAUAGGGCCGUUUCGUUGGCAGAUGCGGUGGCAGCUCGCAACGAGAAGGAGAAUUUCAUCUCUCAGGUUGAAGAGGGUUGCCGUAAAGGGAAUCUUAGCGGCGUCACACCAGUCACAGAUGACCUCCCUCCAGCAUUAACGGCGAAGACUCGUGGGUCUGGCCUGGUUCACCAGGUCAAGGAGGAAGGAAGCCAGCCACUGGUAUCAUAUCGACAGGCGGGAGAUGACUAUAUGCUGAUUGAUUACGGCCAUGGGUCUUUCGACCUGAACCACCGCUGCAGAGUGACAUCUCUCAAGAAGAUGCUCAACGAAGGCAAGGGAGACAUAACAUUCUCCAACGGACUAAUCUCAAUGGUCGGAUGUGGCAACUCCCUAAUGCUCUACUACGACGGCACGAAGAUCCCCCAGAAGAAACUCCUCAGCUACCUCACCGACCUAGAAGCCCAACUCGGCGACCUCAGCCAAGCCAAAAUGCCCAGCCGACUCUUCAAGCUCCCGCUGACCUUCGAAAGCCAGCGCCAAAAAGACGCUCUGAGCCGAUACAUGGAGACGCAGCGGCCCUACGCCUCCUACCUCCCCGACAACAUGGACUUCGUGGCCAAAAACAACGCCUUCACCAAGGAAGAGUUCGAGAACAUCUACCUCACCGCCAGCCUCAUGGUCGUCUCGGUCGGCUUCUUCACAGCCCUCCCGCUCUCCCUCCCCGUCGACCCGCGCCAGCGCAUGAACUGCCCCAAAAUGAACCCCAGCCGCGUCUACACCCCCGCCGGCUCCGUCUCCUGGGGCGGCAGCUGCAUGGCGCUGUACAACGUCGACUCGCCCGGCGGGUACCAGAUGACGGGGAUGACGAUCCCGGGCGUCGACAUCCUCGGCUCGAAGCGCGGCUACAGCGCCGACCGGCCCUGGCUGUUCGAGGAAUUCGACCAGAUCACGUUCUUCCGCGUCUCGGAGGACGAGUACGAGGAGCAGCUGGCGCUCUUCAACAGCGGCCGCUACCAGUACCAAUGGGAAGACGUGGUCUUCGACAUGGCCGAGCAUAACCGGCUGCUGCGCGACACGGCAGACGAGGUGCGGGCCAUCCGGAAGCGCCAGCGCCAGGCGCAGACGGAGAUGGAUCAGUUGGAGUCGGAGCUGCUAGAGCGGUGGGCGCAGCAGAAGGCCGAGAAGGGGGUCCCCGUGGACGAGAUCGAGAGUCUGCUGAAGGACCCGAGCGUGCAGCGCAUCGACGCGCCGCUGAACGCGAACGUGUGGAAGGUCGAGGUCAAGCAGGGCGAUCGGGUCGAGGAGAACCAGGCCGUGGUGAUUCUGGAGGCGAUGAAGUUGGAGAUCGCGGUGCGGGCGGAGCUGCCGGUCGUGGGGACCUCGGUGGAGAAGAUCCUGGUGCAGCCGGGGGAUUCGAUCGAGGCUGGGAAGCCGUUGGUGUUGGUGAGGAAGGAGUAGAGGCUUUGGGUAUUGACACUGGGACUGGCGCUGGGGGUAUUCAACGGAUAUCUAGUUACUGUACAAUUUUAUUUGCUAUAUCGUUUAC
Molecule: messenger RNA, 4274 nt
Organism: Aspergillus steynii IBT 23096
Lineage: Eukaryota; Fungi; Ascomycota; Eurotiomycetes; Eurotiales; Aspergillaceae
Product: bifunctional urea carboxylase/allophanate hydrolase
Exons: 7
Coding region: 476-4186 (1236 amino acids)
Molecular function (GO): metal ion binding; ATP binding
Source: RefSeq, a predicted model, not a curated record